AUGAAGGAAGGCGUUGUCACACCGCCAGAUUCGGAGAAGGAUCUACAUCCUACCGAAGGGUCGCUCGAUACUAAGGAAGACGUUGAGGAAGCGCAUAUCCAGUUGAGCAAGAGUAAAUUCCUACUCGUGCUUAUAGGCCUGGUCUUGGCUAUCUUUCUUGCUUCCCUCGACUUCACUAUCAUCUCUACAGCCAUCCCUAAGAUCACCGAAGAUUUCAGCAGUCUUCAGGACAUCGGCUGGUAUGGUUCAGCCUUCUUUAUCACCACGGCUGCGACUACCGCACACUGGGGACGACUCUACACUUUCUUCCCCUUGAAGUGGACAUAUCUCACUUCGAUCUUCUUCUUUGAGUUGGGUAGUGUGAUAUGCGGCGCUGCUCCAAACUCUACAGCGUUGAUCAUUGGUCGUGCGAUAUGCGGUGUCGGUGCCGCUGGACUGUUCUCCGGCUCAUACACCAUCAUUGCGGUUCUGGUGCCUUCGGCAGAUAGACCAAAGUACAGCGGAUUGAUGGGUGCAGCUUAUGGCCUCGCCAGUGUUGUUGGUCCAUUGAUCGGCGGUGCAUUUACCAGCCAUGUCUCCUGGCGCUGGUGUUUCUACAUCAACCUUCCCGUAGGCGGUGUAUCAUGUCUUUUUAUCCUCCUCUUCUUCGCGAACGAACCACCCAAAUCUCGUCCCGACUGGCGUGGCAUGCUUCGCCAACUCGAUAUGCUCGGUCUAAUCCUCAUCGUUGGCGCUGUGACCUGCUUCAUCCUUGCCCUACAAUGGGGUGGUGUCUCGAAGGCUUGGAACAGCGGUGCCGUCAUUGGUACCCUCGUUGCAUUCGUCGUUUGCAUGAUCUUGUUCGUGAUUGAGCAAUGGUGGCUCGGUGAGAACGCUAUGGUCCAUAAACUCAUCAUCAAGCGGAGAACUAUCUGGGUCGGUUCAACGUUUUCGUUCCUAAUCAACUCCGCCUUCCUAGUUACGUUCUACUACUUGCCGAUUUACUUCCAAUCUGUGCAAGGUGUCUCAGCGUCAACGAGCGGUGUCCGCACAGUACCCUUUAUCCUGGCAGUCACUUUCUGUGUCGUGAUCGUUGGCCAGAUCAUUACGAAGACAGGAUACGCAUUCCCAUGGAUGAUCGGAGGAGCCGCCCUAACCACCAUCGGUUCCGGUAUGAUCUACACGUUUGAUACCGAUUCAUCUGCCGGCGUCUGGAUCGGCUACCAGAUCCUCUGCGGUAUCGGUGUCGGUGUGAGCUUCCAAGUUCCUGUUAUGCUCAUUCAGGCCACGACAAAGGAGGUUGACGUGCCAUUAGCCACGGCCACGCUGUUGUUCAUUCAAACCCUCGGUGGUGCUUUCGGUGUCUCGGCCGCCCAAGCUGCCUUCCAGAACACGCUUCUCAAGCAGCUGGCCAUCACGGCUCCUGGCCUCGAUCCCCAGAUCGUCCUGGACGCUGGUGCUUCCGACCUCAAGAGAAUAAUUCCCGAGCAAUUCUUGCAGGGAGUACUUGAAGCCUACGUAUCUGGUUUCCGGGAAUGUUUGAUCGUCGGUAUCGCCUUUGGUGGUGCCGCAUUCCUUGCUGCUUUCGGAUUCCGAUUUACAAACAUCAAGCGGACGGCAGCGGCGGAGGCGUAA
Alternaria atra is the source of this 1614-nucleotide messenger RNA. RefSeq lists its product as uncharacterized. The transcript has 6 exons. The record is from RefSeq and is a predicted model, not a curated record. The coding region runs from base 1 to 1614 and encodes 537 amino acids. Gene Ontology annotation, molecular function: transmembrane transporter activity. Gene Ontology annotation, biological process: transmembrane transport. Lineage: Eukaryota; Fungi; Ascomycota; Dothideomycetes; Pleosporales; Pleosporaceae.